Messenger RNA from Chelmon rostratus (copperband butterflyfish), 4467 nucleotides. RefSeq names its product dynactin subunit 1. The transcript has 12 exons. The record is from RefSeq and is a predicted model, not a curated record. The coding region runs from base 19 to 1167 and encodes 382 amino acids. Lineage: Eukaryota; Metazoa; Chordata; Actinopteri; Chaetodontiformes; Chaetodontidae.
UUUUCUAUCAGCUCAGGCAUGAACUGGGACAGUCAGCUGAGCUCUAUCCUGUCAGUGGCAGAUGGCAGCGUUGCAAAGAUGAGGGAGAGACUGAGCUCACCAGGGAAAUUCACCAAAGGAGGAGAAGUGAGGUCAGAUUUGGACCCACCUGCUCUUCCCCCUCGAGGCCCCCUUCUCCGACAGCCUCCCCCAUCCCUCAGUCCUGGCGUUCAGUGGGCAGACCUAGCUGCUAUCCAGUCACAGCUCCAGAUACAGAGCCAGGCGAUUGAAUCUCUCACACAGAAACUCCACGAUAUGGAAAGGGAGAGACAGUCUCAACAAUGUCACAUUCAAACACUACAAGAGGAGGUUCACAGGCUGAGGGAGAGGGACCGAGAGAGGGACGAAUCGAGGAGGGGACAAAGUCCAGGAGCAGAGAGGAGGAUGGAGCAGUGGAAGAGAGAGGUUGGACGUGAGCUGAGCAGUCUGCGGGGACACAUCACCAGAGCCACGUCGCUAGGCAACCUGGAGGAGAGCUUCAGCUCAAAGCUCCGCCGAGAGGAGCUGGAACACCUGCGGAGAGAGGUGGACCAACUGAAAACACGACUAAGGAGACAGGAGGAGGACCUGUUCCUCCAGCAGGCCGAGGCCAGAGAGACCAGGAGACAGUACGAACACAGCUGCAAGACACUGGAGGAGCUGACAGACAGCUACAGAACUCACAGCACCGACCUGGCAAAGACUGUCUCUCAGUAUUCACACACACGAGAAGAGGUCCGCCAGAUCAGAACAAUUGUGUCAGAGCUGAAGGAGGAGGUCAGGAGACUUGUCCUCCGAGAGCGUGAACCAACACCUUUGCUGUCAGCUCACACAUCAGGGGCCUCGCCACUCGCACUUCCUUGCAGCCAAAGCAGAGGGGUCAGAGUUGAAGAGGCAGACUCUGACUCCGAAGAUUUUAGCCCAACCCCGAGCCUGGCUGAGGUCAGCUCGGAUGAUCUGUCCUGGCUGGAUGACAAAGACCCUGCCCUUCACCAGAAGCCACGAGUACGUCUGAGCGUUCAGUCCAGACGGAGUGACUUUGCUGGUCCGGGAUCAGAUCUGGAGGACGACGAUGACAGCAAUGAUGAUCUCCUUGAUGACGACGUGAACCCAGAUUUAGGAUCAGACCUGAGCCUUGACGAUCUCUGACCUUUCGUUCUGUAAUUUCACUCCAGGAGAUGGAUCCAGCUUUUCAAAUACCCGACUGUACCUGACAUGUAUUAUUUAAUUAUUAAUUAGAUUGAUUUGAUCAGUACAGUUUAGAGAUACAGCUCUGUUUCAAAAACUGAAAGAGAAAGAGACUGGAUAACACAAACAGUUUUAUGGCUUAUUUCCUUUGUGGUCCCAAGUGAAGGGGAAAGGAAAUGACGGAUGGAACAACAGAAGCACAUACACACUGUAUAGCAAGUAAUUAAGUCCUCCUACUUAGUGUUGUUACUGUCGCUUAACUGACCUGCUUGGAUAUGACCUAUGGUACAUGGUUCAUGCUACUGAGGAAACCAUGUGACUAAUAUGGUAAAUUCUCAAAUGCUAUUUUUUUAACAGCUUUUUGUGAGAAUACCAGAAGUGUUAAAAAUCACACAGUGUCAGACAGCUUAAUCACCACUUUUUUUUUCUUUCUUUAAAUUGAUUUUCAAUUGCUUGUCUAAUUAUUCUUUAAACUGCCUGAUCCAGUGUGACACAUCCCAACCCCCUGCUACCACAGCGUGCUGGAACAAGUCUGUUAUGCAGAAAGGGAAGGACAGUAUAAUUCGACUGUGAAAAUUGUGGCCACAAGGGAGCGUCUGUUAGAAUGCAUCCCAGAAAACAGAACAUUUAUUGGAAAUAGAACAUAGAGAGCUUCACUUGACGUUAACAGAGAGUACGAGGAGACUGUUGACAACGAUUUUACCACCAACAUUUUCACCAGCACCUUGCAAACACAGUAGCUAUACAUUUUGCUGUCUUCUUCUUCUUCUUCUUCAAGCAGGGUAACAUAGAGCAAUUCCUGAUAAACUGCUUCUAAGAAACCCAGUUCUGUCUGUCUGCUGAGGUUGUCAUUCAUCACAUAACCACCGGAGAAUUCAGCAAAUGCUAACUGGUUUUGAUGUUACACACCAAAAUAAUUAACAAGAAAACACACAGAGCACAUUUAAAAAUAGCUGCAGUCAAUAGUGGUGUAGUUUGUAAUCAUGGUUUUAAACUGACCCAUAGGUGCAAUUGUGUUAGUUUUAAUGUGUGUCGUUGGAUGUUCCAAGUGUGUGCAGCAGGAAAGGCGAAGCAGUUUUCCCAAAUUCGCUGUUUGCAAAUUCAGUGUUUGCAAACCGUACUUUGAACUUGAAUGGGUCGAGUAAAAAAAAAAACACUGCCUGUCACCCAACCUUGUCAUGCAAGAUGCAAUGUCUCCUGUAGUAAAUCAUAGGCUGGAGUGAUAAACUGAAGAUAACAUCACCAUAAUCCAAGAUUGACAAGAAGAUGGCCUCAAUUAUCCACUUCCUACUGCUCUGUUUCUGUACAAAUAUCCCAUUUUUUUUAUCAAAGCUUGCUGACAAGUGUGUCAAUAUAAAAUUUAAACGUCAGCUGUUCCGCCAGAUAUGAAGUUAUUUAUACUCUGGGACCCUCUCAAUGCUAUGUCCCUUCAGAGUAGUACUAUGUAGACUAUUGUCCACAAUAUCUCUGGCUGUAAUCUGUAAUAGCAUUUAUUUAGUUUUGUUUGCAUUCAGGGCUAAUUUCAAAUUAAAAUGUGCAUCUUGCAGUUUCUUGUAGGAUUUCAGUGGGUGAGUGUGCAGCAUUAACAAAGCAAUCCAGAACUGUAUCACCCACAUGCAGAUAGGUGUUACAGUUUGUUAUAGUGGAUGUAGUAUUGUAAGCAACAUUCUAAGAUAUUAUUCAACAAAGUGCUGUUUCUCCUUGGUCUAGUUAGUGAUAUCUGCUGGAGGCCGAGGACUUUAAGGAUGGAACAAAUUACUGAGAUCUGUGAUAGCUGCAAAUUAUCUUUUAAAUAAUCUGCAGUAACUGCCUCCACAUGCACAGUCUGGUAGGAUGCUGGGAACAAACCGAGGAGGUUGGCAGCGGUUUAAAAAGCCAAGAUUUGUUUGUGAGAGCUUCUCAUUCAGACAGCGACUGCUUUCAUGAUGGCAGAGAGCACAGCUUUGUGCCAGCAAAGUCACAUUUUUGUAAGCAACUUUAUUUCUCACUGUAGGCUCCACUGAUUGAACCCUUGGGCACAAAAUUUUGAAAUCACUCACUACCCAAUGUGCAUAGUGCUUUCAUUUUUGCCACACCCACGUUGCGAGUCACUGACAAUAAAUGAUGGGUCCUACCAGAGUUUAAGGACAGAAGCACUGUGAUUGGUCUGCUAAACCCACAGGGUUUGCUUUUAGGCAGAAGAUUUAAAAAUAGUUAUGUUUAGUUUGUUUGUUAUGAUUACAUCGUUGGGGCUGGUUAAAGUUUUGGUGUAGUUAUGGUCUGCAGACGUUCACACAGUGUCACACCACUGAUCACUGUGCUUUUGCCCUUACUAUGCUUAUAUCGCCUUAAGUUGGUAUUUUUCAAGUUAUUAAUAUAUUUUUUAACAAACUAGUUUAACUUUAACUUCACACCAAGAGAUCAAAGUUUGUCAAAAUGCAAGUAAUAAAUCAAGGAAAGAUUCACAGGACCUCUAAGCUCUAAGUUCUGGUGAUCAUGUAUUAUAUAUACCUACACCUUUCAGUGUAGCAGAGUAAUGGAUAUUUAAUGGCUUUUCUUCCUGACAUAAUGCACUCUUCGAUCCAAGAGGAAUCUGAUGAGGGAUGAGGUUUUGAUUCCUGGUAAUGCAGCCGAAGUGACGGCAAAGAGGAAUCAAAAAUCCAUUAACAUUAUCAAGGCAGCUACGCCCCCAGCCUCUGCUCGCUUUAUAUACACACAGCUCAGUUAAGACAGUCAAGAGUGGCGUUACGCUGCCUUGUCUGACAUGAGUCACACAGUGCCAGGCUUGGUGUCAAGCUGUUAAAUAUUUCAGCAUCCAGACACCCCCCAUUGUGGAUCCCACCCAGACCAGAGUGCAGAGCCACCAUGGAGCUGACGGCGAGGUUAGGUGUUCAUGGUGGAUUGGGUGGUGACAGUGGCCACAGACACUAUGCAGCUCAUCUAAAAGUCAGAUUGUCUUACGAGUCAAUCACAAGCAAUAAAAUACCAUUCUAGCAAGCAGUAAAUGGCACAGAGAAGAACACAACAGUAUUUUUAAACCUCUAACACACUCUCCUUGUAUAGCUGUUAAUAUUAUAGUUGAAGAGACAUUUAAUGAAGAAAAGGCUCAUUUAUUUGUUAUUGUGGUCAGAUAAUGGUUGAUGAAUCAGACCCUUCUGCUGCAGUUUUACUGCAUUUGCCAAGUAUUGUGCAGUGGCGCUGCAGUAAAGCCAUGCACUGAUUCAUUCACUGUUGGUCUGUAAAGAAAAUGUUUCUUGUCUCCAACAAUAAAAGUCUGUGUAA